Messenger RNA from Arabis nemorensis, 1314 nucleotides. The record is from the annotation of a GenBank genome assembly. Lineage: Eukaryota; Viridiplantae; Streptophyta; Magnoliopsida; Brassicales; Brassicaceae.
AUGGUAGAAGUACUGACCGUGAUUUCUUCAAGCAUGGUCCGACCCAAAAACAUAGUCCAAUCGGGUCGGACAAAGAUCCAUCUAACUCCGCAUGAUCUUGACCUUCUUUAUCUUGUUUAUCCUCAAAGAGGUCUUCUCUUCCUUACACCCGACCCGGAAACCCGUAUCAUCCCUCGAUUAAAGGCCUCUCUUUCGACUGCUUUAGAGAUUCAUUUCCCGUUCGCUGGUCGUCUUGUCAAAGUGGACAAUCACGGAGACAAUACGGUGUCGUUUCACAUCGACUGCGACGGCUCGGGCGCCAAAUUCAUUCACGCCAAAGCCGAAUCUGUCUCCGUUAACGAUCUCCUUCAGUGUAAUGGCUCUGUUCCUGAUUUCAUAACGCAUUUUUUCCCUGCGAAUAAUGUCGAAAGCCGUGACGCCCUAAUCUCGGAGCCAUUGCUUGCGUUGCAAGUUACCGAGAUGAAAGACGGAGUUUUCAUCAGUUUCGGUUAUAAUCACAUGGUGGCUGAUGGUUCUUCGCUUUGGAGUUUCUUCCACACUUGGUCCAAGAUUUGUCUGAACGGUUCACGUUCUAAUUCUGAUAAGCUUGUUGUUCUUAAAGAUUGGUUCCUCGAUGGAAUCGAUUAUCCGGUACAUGUUCCGGUUUCAGAAAUGGAGACACCACCACCAAGUCGUAAAGUUUCAACUAAAGAGAGAGUUUUUCACUUCUCAAAGAAUCAAAUUUCAUAUCUCAAAUCGAAAGCCAAUGACGAGAUUGGCUCCAGUGAUCUGAAAAUCUCGUGUCUUCAAGCGGUUGUAGCUUACCUAUGGCUCUCAAUUAUGAGACACAGUGGUCUAAACCGAGAAGAAGAGACUCAGUGCAAAGUAGCGGCGGAUAUGAAACUAAGGCUAGACCCUCCUCUUGAGAAAGAAUGUUUUGGGAAUGUGACACAACUCGCGGUAGCUACGUCAACCGUGGGGGAGCUGUUGGAUCACGGGCUAGGUUGGACUGCUUUGCAAAUAAGUAAAACUGUGAAGUCACAAACGAAUGAAAGUUAUAAAACUUUUGCUCAGAAUUGGGUUAAGAAUGUCAAGAUCCCAAAAAUAGGGGUUGGAAGUAGACUGGCUGAUAAUUCUUUGAUCGUUGCAAGCUCUCCGUUGUUUGAAGUGUACGAUCAUGAUUUCGGUUGGGGAAAACCGAUCGCGGCUCGAGCUGGACCGGGUAAUGGGACUGGUGGUUUGCUUGUAAUGUUUCGUGGGGUUGAAGAAGGAAGUAUUGAUGUUCAUGUGGCCUUGAAUUCAUCUUUAUGGUCUGAUGUACUAAUGAACCUAUAG